Molecule: messenger RNA, 7282 nt
Organism: Scatophagus argus
Lineage: Eukaryota; Metazoa; Chordata; Actinopteri; Scatophagidae
Product: bromodomain adjacent to zinc finger domain protein 2B-like
Exons: 39
Coding region: 248-6910 (2220 amino acids)
Molecular function (GO): protein binding; DNA binding
Source: RefSeq, a predicted model, not a curated record
GAGUGAACCGGAGGAGAGAGCCUCUUCAAUCUGCGAUCAGAGACCAACACACUCAGUCACACUGCCAACCCCUGACUCCCACCGCAGACCGACUCUCCAUUCAUGGCUUUCUACACCCCUUAAACGGCGCAAGAAAAUAAACUGGGAAGUAAAUCAAUACGGUGUUUUCUCCUGAAGGAAUACAUCAGUUUUCGACGAGAAGGGGCAGAGCAGUGAUGUCUCAGAACUGAGGACAGUCUCACGCAAUAUGGAGUUUGGAGAGCGGCUGGCCUCCCCAUCAGCAGCCCCGUCCUGCCCUCACAUGGCCUCCUCUUCAGCCAGCUCCUCCCCUGCUCCACCCCAGACACCCUCCACAAAGUGCAGCAGCUUGGCCCCCAGCCCCGCGGGCAGCUCCCCUCCCACCACCUGUGCCCAUUUGCUCCAGAUAACAGGCGAUGAACAUUUGAAUAUGUCUGGUAGCGCCAAUGGUUUUCCUGUAAUCAGCCAUCCAGCUUUUGGGCUCUACACAUCAAGUUCAGGCCGCUCUGAGUUUGGAGGCCUAGGGAGUCUGGGUUUGUCUGCGUUAGCUGCUCACUCCCAGUUUGGUACAUUUCCAGAUUGGUGGAGGACAUCUGAAGCACAUACCAGAGGGGCAACAGCCUUCUUCCCUCCUCUUAUGGGUCUGCACCCUGUCUUUGCAUCUGCCUUCAAAAACCACAGUCCCGCUCACUUGCAGUCACGUACAUCAGUUUGUGUAGGUGUUAAUGGAACAGUGAAUGGUAGGAGUGCUUCUUCCCCUACUGGGAACUCUGCUGUGAACACCAGUAAAGCAAAGGGAAACACAGAGAAGACUAAAGCCAGCAGUAAUCGGAGUCAAAAGGGCAACCAGGACGUGCGGCAACUGCACCAGAAGACCAUUCAGAAAGUGAGAGAAAAGAAACUCAACAAAAGACCACUAGAGACCUCCAGCAUGAGUGGCAGUCAAUCAGGAUCAUUGUCAGAUAGCUCCAGUGAUGGUGAGGAGAGCAGCAGUGAUCCUGAUGACAUGGACGAGGAGGAGGACAAUGAUGAAGAUGAGGAUGAUCAGAGCAAUGACAGUGAGGAGUCUGAUUCAGAAAAAGACUGUCAAAAGAAAAUGAAUGUUAAGCGGCUGGCACAGAAUACUUCUGAGAGUAAAAAGAAGAGACCUUCCUCGUCUGAAGGAAAUGCAGCUCAAGACAGUCGCCGUGACAUUGUUCCUUUGACUUCCUCUUCCCACUUCCAAUCCUCCUCUCAUUCUGCUGGCCUGCCACAGUCCAUGUCGUUGUUCCUCCAGAGCUCCAGGACUACAGAGGAUGAAGGCCAGCAGCACAUCAGUGUCAUCCAGACCACGGGGUUGACUGCCAACAACAGUUCCCUUGCACAGUUCCAUAGGGAGUCUUCCCCUCUGCCCUCCAGGUCCUCACCCAAUCCCAUCUCCUUCUCCAGCUCACCAAAGCACCUCUCUCAUUCGUCCUCACCAAUCCAUAGAUCUGUCUCCUCCUCUCCCAAACCUCUUGCUCUCUGUAGCCCUUCGAAGCCCCUGUCUCUGUGUUCCUCACCCAAGCCUCUCUCCCUCUCUUCUUUACCUAAACCAACGCUGUUGGCCUCACAAAAACCCCGACAUAAACCCAAGUUCUUGAUGCCCUCUCUGAAGCACAUGCAGCUUGUUGAUGGCAUGAAGGAGAGCAGUGGGAGCACUCUGGAUGGAAGAUCGUUACACUUGAACACUUUUAAAUUGAAACAGCCCUUCCAUUCCAAGGACACUGUGAAGCAGGCUUUCCCUCUGCAACCUAAGAGCCAUAACUGCAAUGACACCAAUCUCUUCCUGAGCCACAUCCACCACCACCACCACCCUAAUGCAGUUCAGGAUGCCCCCUUGGCCCUCAUCACUAAGCCUCGCAGCCAGAGCAGCACCCCCAGUAGCAAGCCCCUCCUGGCAGCCACCAGCCCUCCUUAUCCCAUGCCCAUCAACUUGAGCACUGGCACCAAGGAGGCGUCGGGCAGCACUGCUUCCCUGCUUAAAUCUUCUGCCUCAUCAGAUGUUGUUCACACACCAAGGAAGACAAAGGAUCUCAAGUCGCCACACAUGGGAAAGAGCCUCUCUAAAACCAACUCAUCCUGUCCACCUGUAGACUUGGUCAGAGAGUCUGAUAUCCACAGCAGCAAGGACUCGGACGACUCUUUAAGAGAUGACCAAAAUGAUGAGGAUGAUGAAGAUGAUAUUGAAGAUGAAGACUCUGGUAGCAGCCUGUCAGAGUCAGAGAGCAAUCUGGAGAGCGACUCUGAUGGCUCUGAGGACGAUCUGAAGGAGUGUGGUGAGACAGAAGCAGAUAGCGACGCAGACAGGUCUCCUCUGAAACUUGCUAAGGCGUCCUCAUCAACUCACAAGACAUCCCCGAAUGUGUCAGCCCACUGCUCCCUGCUUAACCUGCAGAUCAUCAAGCCUCCUGUUUUACCUAGUAGCCUCCUCACUGCCACCACAGUGACCAGCUCAGGGGCACUGAGUAACCACAGCGCCCCAUCACCAUCUUUCACAAGUGCCACACUGCCAGGGUCAGGAAAGAGGAGGAGAGUAACGGAUGAGAGAGUUCUGCGGUUGCCUCUUGAGUUUGGGUGGCAGAGAGAGACUCGAAUCAGGACGGUGGCAGGUCGUCUACAAGGAGAAGCGGCUUACUUUGCUCCAUGUGGGAAGAAGCUGCGUCAGUAUCCCGAUGUGAUGAAGUACUUACUCCGCAAUGGAAUAACUGAAAUCUCACGAGAUAACUUCAGCUUCAGUACAAAAAUCAAAGUUGGUGACUUCUACGAAGCCAGAGAAGGGCCAGAGGGUUUACAGUGGUACUUGUUGGCGGAGGAGGAGAUCGCUCCCAUUAUCAUAGCGAUGGAUGGGAGGCGCAGCCGUUGUAUGAAGUCCGAGCCCCAGCCGAUAGGCGAUGGCGCCGGGGCCAGACAGUGGAGGACCCAUCCUCUUAAUGUUGGUGAAAACAACUUCCAAGAUGUCAGCGAUGCCAAGCUGCUGCGCAAACUGGAGGCUCAAGAAAUAGCUCGACAGGCUGCCCAGAUCAAAAUGAUGAGAAAACUAGAGAAGCAGGCCAUGGCACAAGCAGCCAAGGAAGCAAGGAAGCAACAAGCAAUGAUGGCUGCAGAGGAGAGACGGAAGAAGAGGGAGCAGAUGAAGAUUCUUAAACAGCAAGAGAAGAUCAAGCGCAUUCAGCAAAUUCGUAUGGAGAAAGAACUCCGAGCACAGCAAAUUCUCGAGGCGAAAAGAAAGAAGAAAGAAGAAGCAGCCAAUGCCAAAAUAUUGGAGGCUGAGAAGCGAAACAAGGAGAAGGAGUUGAGAAGACUACAAGCUGUCAUACUGAAGCACCAGGAGUUGGAGAGGCAUAGACUAGAUAUGGAAAGGGAAAGACGCAGGCAGCACAUGAUGCUGAUGAAGGCUGUGGAGGCGCGUAAGAAGGCAGAGGAGAGAGAGCGUCUGAAGAAGGAGAAGAGGGAUGAGAAACGGCUAAACAAGGAGAGGAAACUGGAGCUGAGGAGGCUGGAACUAGAAAAAGCGAAGGAGCUGAAGAAGCCGAAUGAAGACAUGUGUUUAGCAGAUCAGAAGCCACUUCCAGAGUUGUCCCGGAUCCCGGGACUGGUCCUACCAGCAAGUACCUUCUCAGACUGCCUGAUGGUACUGCAGUUUCUACGCAGCUUUGGGAAGGUCCUGAGGUUGGAUGUAAAUCCAGACAUGCUCAGCCUAAGUGGCCUUCAGGAGGGGUUGCUCAACAUCGGGGACAAUAUGGGCAAGGUGCAGGACCUGCUGGUGAGCCUCCUCUCUGCAGCUGUGUGUGAUCCUGGUAUACCGACAGGUCACAAGAAUAAGACCGCCUUGGGAGACCACCUGACUAAUGUGAGGAUCAACCGAGACAACGUGUCCGAGAUCCUGCAGAUCUACAUGAGCGGUCACUGUGAGCAGACGGAGCCGGCUGCUUUGGCCCUCAGCCUCAGGACCAAGGCUUUUCAGGCCCACAGCCCGUCUCAGAAGGCCUCUCUGUUAGCAUUCCUGGUCAAUGAGCUCUGCUGCAGUAAGGCUGUGAUCAGUGAGAUCGACAAAAACAUAGAUCACAUGACCAACCUGAGGAAGGAUAAGUGGGUUGUCGAGGGAAAGCUUCGCAAGCUGAGGAGCAUUCACGCCAAGAAGACAGGGAAGAGAGACAGCGGUGUGGGGGGAGAGGACAGCCACGCCUUCGUCAUCCCCACUGCCAGAAGCAAAUGCAAGAGGAAAGAGGGGGACAGCGAGGAGGAAGAGGACGAGGAUGACGACAGUGAAGACCAAGGAGAGGACGACGAUGAGGAGGAAGAAGAAUCGGGGGGAAAGAAGGGGAAGAAAGCAGAGAUAUGUGAAGAAGAGGACGACAGUGCGCACUCAGCCAGCAUGGAGGAGCUGGAGAAGCUGAUAGAGAAGACAUACAAGCAACAGAGUCACAUCAGACAGAAGUUAUUCGAUUCAGCUCAGUCACUGCGCUCCAUGACAAUCGGACAGGACCGCUACAAGAGACGUUACUGGGUCCUUCCACAGUGUGGAGGCGUCUUCGUGGAAGGCAUGGAGAGCGGCGAAGGUUAUGAAGAGGUGGAGAAAGAGAGGACAGGACAGAGGAUCGCUCAGGUGAUGAGAGUGAAAGAAGAGCAGCCAGAAGAGACAAGGAAGCCUGUGGCCUGCAGUCCGGCACGGAGCAUGAAUGGUGGCACAGCCUCACCAGAGAGCCAGCAGGACAGACAUGGUCUCAAUCUCUUCCUCCAAAAACCAGGCUCCUUCUCUAAGCUCAGCAAACUCCUUGAAGUGGCCAAACUGGCUCAAGAUUCAGACAUCAAUUCCCACAACAGUCAUUCUCCUAAAGUCCCUACUGCUGCAUCUUAUCCCUCAUAUCCCACCUCUCAGCAGGGACUGACAGAUAAAGCCGACACUUCAGUGCCAUCUCUGCUCAAAAGCAGCCCCUGGAUAACCUGUGGCCCUCAAUCUAUCCUUCAUGACGACCGGCUCUCCAAGACACUGAAGGAGAAGAGCAACCAGUGGUUUAGCCUUUUUCCUCGCUCUCCUUGCGACGAGGCCUCGGUCACCUCUGGCCCCAGCCCUCCAGCCCCCUCCUCUUGUCUGCAGACCGUCGGCACCAAAUCCCCCUCCUCCCUUUCCCCUAAUCCCCCUGCUAGAGCCAACUCCAGCAGUCCUGCUGGGAUCAAUAACAUGCAGUCAUCUGUCCUUCAGCACAUUAAGUCUGACAUUCAUCAAAGCAGGCCAACACUGUGUGACAUGUCCAGCGUAGCAACAACUCCCCGCCUGCCCUUUUCUUCUACUUCACUACCCCCCGUGCUGGAUCUGGCCUCGCAGCAUGCAAAGGGUAAUGGGGACAGGGUCUUCUCCCUGACAAAUAACAACUCUGUCAACAAGAGCGAGACCCAAGAGCCCUUGAAUGACAAGCCUGCUUGUGUCUCAUUCCCUGCUGUGGAGGUGGCCAAGACCCAGGAUUACCCUAGUCCUCAGCCUAUUCCCAAGGAGAUGCUGUGUGGCUGGUGGACGGUGUCAGACAUGGAGGAGCUGCGCCGUCUGGUCAAGGCCCUUCAUAGCCGAGGGGUCAGAGAGAAGGUCUUGCAGAAACAGAUCCAAAAACAUAUGGAGUUCAUGACCCAGCUCUGUGCCAACAGCAGGGAUGCAAUUGAUGCAGCAAAGCUGGAGAAGCAGGAAGUGAACGAGGAGACAGUGGAGACGUGGUGCGUGGAGGAGCAGGCCAUGGAGGUGGACAUCAGUCUUCUGCAGCAGGUCGAGGAGCUGGAGAGGAAAGUCCUCUCAGCCGGCCUGCAGGUCAAGGGCUGGAUGCAUCCUGAGCCCCAGUCAGAGAGGGAGGAUCUGGUCUAUCAUGAGCACAAGCUCUUCUCUUCCUCAGCUCCAGAGAGGAAGGGACAGAGCGAAACCUGCCAGGAGGAACUCCCCGGCGCUGUGGUUCGGCGGCCCAACAAUCCCCUCGAUAUAGCUGUCACCAGGCUGGCAGAGCUGGAGAGGAACAUCGAGCGAAGCAGCGAGGAGGAAGUGGCUCCGGGGAUGAGGCUGUGGCAGAAGGCCCUCGCUGAAGUCCGCAGCUCAGCUCAGCUGUCGCUCUGCAUUCAGCAGCUGCAGAAAUCCAUCGCCUGGGAAAGAUCCAUCAUGAAAGUGCACUGCCAGCUCUGUCAAAAGGGGAAUAAUGAAGAACUGCUCUUACUGUGUGACGGCUGUGACAGAGGCUGCCACACUUACUGCCAUAAACCCAGGAUCACCACGGUACCUGACGGUGACUGGUUUUGCCCCACUUGUGUAGCGAAGGAAAGCGGUCAGUCCCCCCGGAGCCGGAGGCAGCAGAGCCGAACAGCUGGAGGGAAGAAAGGCAGUGAGCUGAAGCGAAAUGCUAAGCCAUCUGCACAAGGAGAGCUCAUCAAAGAGGAGGCUGCCAGCAGCAACGGCGUGCCAAAGAAAGGUACCAAGGAGUUCAAGAAGAGGAAAGUAGACGACAGCCCGCCCGGCUCCCAGGCCGGGCACGACAGCCCUGUCUCCUCUGCGAAAAAAGCCAAAACGGCCAAAGACGGCAGCGCAAACGGGCUGACGAUGUGCCGAGUGCUGCUGGCUGAGCUGGAGGCUCAUCAAGACGCUUGGCCGUUCCUCACGCCAGUCAAUCACAAAGCUGUCCCCGGAUACAGGAAGGUCAUCAAGAAGCCCAUGGACUUCUCCACCAUCAGAGAAAAGCUCACCAACAACCAGUACUCAAAUUUGGAAACUUUCAUCGUUGACGUGAACCUGGUUUUUGAGAACUGUGAAAGAUUCAACGAAGAUGAUUCAGAAAUCGGACGAGCCGGCCACAGCAUGAGGAGCUUCUUUGACAAACGAUGGGCCGAACUGCUGAAAUAAAAGUCUCCAGCGUCAGACUUCACCUCUAGGUUUGGAGGCCUUCUCCUCAUCUGUGACACUAAAUCAGUACACAGUUAAUAAUACCACUGAUGUGCAAUGUGAAAGGACAGAAUCUCCUGCUGAGAAGAGACACCAUUAAUAUCUUAAAGUGCAAUACUCUUUUAUUUAUCAAAACGCACUGACCGCUGGACUCAGUAUUGUGUCGGGAAUAUGAAGAUUUCCGCCGUAAACGGGCUGUUGGCUUUUCUUAUCGACUGUACUUUAGCUUAGGGUAUAUGUGUGUAUUUAUUUUCUCAAGUAAUUAAUGUUACAGCCAGUCUUUUGUAAGAAAAGGCAGGAAAUGGCACAGCUUUAAAAAAAAAAACAACUAAA